This is a messenger RNA of Hippocampus comes (tiger tail seahorse), 6273 nucleotides long. RefSeq names its product protein tyrosine phosphatase receptor type Fa (gene ptprfa). The transcript has 36 exons. The record is from RefSeq and is a predicted model, not a curated record. Lineage: Eukaryota; Metazoa; Chordata; Actinopteri; Syngnathiformes; Syngnathidae. Gene Ontology annotation, biological process: protein dephosphorylation. Gene Ontology annotation, molecular function: protein binding; protein tyrosine phosphatase activity. The coding region runs from base 269 to 5536 and encodes 1755 amino acids.
AACGACAAGCGAGCAUCAGCGCGUAGCUCAACGGCUUUCUUCCUUCUUCUCCUUUUGCCUUUCCUCCUCUUCUUUUUCCUUUUCUUGUUCUCCUUGUUGACGGACAACCACCGAGGCUGAUCAAGCGGAACCACUGGACGGCACCGGAAGAGGAGACCCGUGCACAAAAAGAAGACCACCUCGCACCUCCACCAACUCGAGAACAUGGUGUCUCUCAACAACGGUGUGACUUAUUAACCAAUCAGCAGCCGGAGAGGAGACGUUGGGCAUGGGCCGCAUUUGUCGGCCCGACGGUGGCGCCGUUCCCCUCCUGGCGCUCUCGGUGGCAUUGUCCUGGUUGGUGGUGCCGUGUCGCACUGACAGCGUGCCGAGCUUCAUGAAAUCGCCCGACGACCAGACGGGCAUCUCGGGGGGCGUGGCCUCCUUCGUAUGCCAGGCGCUGGGCGAGCCCAAGCCGCGCAUCACCUGGAUGAAGAAAGGCAAGAAAGUCAGCUCUCAGCGAUUUGAGGUGAUCGAGUUCGAUGACGGAUCGGGUUCGGUUUUGCGCAUACAGCCGCUGAGGACGCACCGUGACGAGGCCGUCUACGAGUGCACCGCCGCUAACAGCCUGGGGGAGAUUAACGCCAGCGCCAAACUCACUGUUCUGGAAGAGGAGCAGAUCCCUCAUGGCUUCCCGAGCAUUGACAUGGGUCCUCAGCUGAAGGUGGUAGAGAGGACGCGCACGGCCACCAUGUUGUGUGCCGCCAGUGGAAACCCAGACCCCGAGAUCUUCUGGCUCAAGGACUUCCUGCCCGUGGACAUCGAAAGCAGCAGCGGACGGAUCAAGCAGCUGCGCUCGGGUGGUACACCGAUCAGAGGCGCUCUUCAGAUCGAGAACAGCGAGGAGUCAGACCAGGGCAAGUACGAAUGCGUGGCCGUCAACUCAGCGGGUACCAGAUACUCUGCUCCGGCGAACCUCUACGUGCGAGACCAGCGAGAAGUUCGUCGCGUGCCACCCCGUUUCUCCAUCCCGCCAUCCCACCACGAGGUGAUGCCGGGGGGCAGCGUGAACCUGACGUGCGUGGCGGUGGGGGCGCCCAUGCCUUACGUCAAGUGGAUGAGCGGCGAGGCCGAGCUGACCCGCGAGGAGGAGAUGCCCAUCGGACGCAACGUAUUGGAACUGGCCAACAUCCGCCAGUCGGCAAACUACACCUGCGUGGCCAUCUCCUCGCUGGGUGUGAUCCAGACCACGGCGCAGAUCACCGUCAAAGGUAAAAUAAACGCUGUUCCUUCAAUGGUGGUGACAGAGACCACCGCCACCAGCGUCACCCUAACGUGGGACUCGGGCACCUCGGAGCCUGUGUCCUACUACGUGAUCCAAUACCGGGCCAAGGCAUCGGACAACGGCUUCCAGGAGGUGGACGGCGUGGCCACUACCCGCUACAGCAUCGGGGGUCUCAGCCCCUUCUCCCAAUAUGACUUUCGGGUGAUGGCGGUCAACAACGUGGGCCGGGGGCCCCCGGGGGUUGUGGUGGACACACGCACCAGCGAGCAGGCGCCCUCCUCGCCUCCUCUCCGCGUCCAGGCCCGGAUGCUGAGUCCCACUACUGUGUUGGUCCAAUGGGAGCCCCCCGAGGAGGCCAACGGGCAGGUCUGUGGCUACCGGGUCUACUACAGCGCCGAUCCACAGGAGCCGCUCGGCGCCUGGGACAAACACAACACGGAUGACAGCCAGCUGACCACCGUGGCAGGACUGGUCCCAGAUCUCACCUAUGGAUUCAGGGUGCUCGCCUUCACCUCGGUGGGGGACGGACCCCCGUCUGACGUCUUGCUCAUCAAGAUGCAGCAAGGAGUUCCUGCUCAGCCAACGGAUUUGGAGGCCGAAGCCGAGCUGGACUCUCGCAUCAUGCUGUCCUGGCUCUGGCCCGUCCAGGACCCGAUCGUCGGGUAUGAGCUGCGCUACUGGGAGGCCAGCGACCCCCAGGAGAAGCACAGCGUGACCUUUGAACCCACCGGAUCGUACGCCGUGGACGGCUUGAAAGCGGACACCGUCUACGUCUUCACCCUGGCCGCCAGGUCUGAGACGGGCUUAGGAGUCUUCACAAGACCCAUCGAGUGCAGGACCGCCCGAACCACCCCCUCGGUGCCCCCCCAGGACGUCCGCUUGCUCAGCUUGAGCUCCACCAGCAUCCAAGUGAGUUGGGCGGCGCCGCCAGCCGCCACCGGGACCUACGAUGAUGCCACCGCCGUCACCGGCUACUCCCUCACCUACCACGCGCUGGCCAGGGAGGAUGCGCAGCGCCACCAGGUGUUGGCCAUCGGCGCAGACGUGCGCAGCUUUGUCCUGGAGGGUCUGGAAAAGUGGACAGAAUAUACCGUGUGGGUGCGAGCACUCACCGAUGUCGGGCCUGGACCGGCGAGUCCGCCGGUCCGUGUCAGGACGCAGGAGGAUGUGCCCGGAGCACCGCCCAGAAAAGUGGAGGCGGACGCCGUCAACGCCACGGCGGUCCGCGUGAGCUGGAAGCCGCCGCUGUCCAUCAGGCAGAAUGGCCACGUGCGAGGCUACCAGAUCAUCUACUCCAGGAUGGAGCGUGGCGAGCCUCACGGCCAGCCCCUCAUCAUGGACGUCGCCCACCCCGACGCUCAGGUACACCGACCGUCCUCGCUUGCUUUCACUUCCAAGCAGAAACUAUUGGGAAAAUGUUGGAGGUCGGACAAAAGUAUUCAGACAUCAACAGCAAGUGAAGAAAACGUGAAGCUCAUACAAAGUACAGGGACAUUCACAGAGAAUGGAGAGUUAAGAGAAGUGCAGAGGAGCUCAGACAUUUUCUUGCCCGGAGCACCGCCCAGAAAAGUGGAGGCGGACGCCGUCAACGCCACGGCGGUCCGCGUGAGCUGGAAGCCGCCGCUGUCCAUCAGGCAGAAUGGCCACGUGCGAGGCUACCAGAUCAUCUACUCCAGGAUGGAGCGUGGCGAGCCUCACGGCCAGCCCCUCAUCAUGGACGUCGCCCACCCCGACGCUCAGGAAGCCAUCUUGACGGGCCUGCUGCCGGAGACCAGCUACUCACUGACGGUGGCGGCAUACACCACCAAGGGAGACGGCGCCCACAGCAAAGCCCGGCUGGUCACCACCACGGGGGAGGGCGUGAAAGUCAUGCUGCGGCUGCCCGGGGUCCCACCGGGAACCCCGUUCAGGUGGUUCUACAUCGUGGUGGUUCCGCUCACCCCAGCGUCCCUGAAGUGGGAGAACCCUGACGAUAUGGAUCUCCAAGCGCUCCUGCAAGGUGAAUAUGACGCCCGAAGGAAGAGGAGGCAACCCGAGAGCAACUUCCUGCAGCCGUACGUGGCGGCCAGGCUGGACUCGCUUCCCGAGGUUUUCACGCUGGGUGACGGCCACGACUACCACGGCUUCCGCAACAAGGCGUUGCCGGGGCAACAGCAGUACCGAUGCUUCGUGCUGGCCGAGCUGACGGAACGCGAGUCUCAGAGAACGCUGGUGGCCAGUCCAUUUUCGGAAGCCAUCCUGGUGAAGCUCCACAGCGGGAUGGUGCGCCACUCCGAGGACCCCGAGAUGCUUUGGGUGAUGGGACCCGUGCUGGCCGUCAUCCUCAUCGUCAUCAUCGUCAUCGCCAUUCUUCUCUUCAAGAGCAAACAAGAAAGGAAGCGAACGUCUCCAUCGUCCAAAGAUGAGCACAUGGCGGGCGUGAAGGACUCGCUGCUGGCCCACUCAUCCGACCCCGUGGAGAUGAGGAGGCUAAACUAUCAGACACAGGGUGGCGGCACCCUCAGUUGUCCAACCACACCAAGAAUGAGACAACAUCCUCCCAUUGCCGCUUGCGACCUGGCUGACCACAUUGAUCGACUCAAGGCCAACGACGGCCUGCGUUUCUCGCAGGAGUACGAGUCCAUUGACCCCGGUCAGCAGUUCACAUGGGAACAUUCCAACAUGGAAAUCAACAAGCCAAAGAAUCGCUACGCCAACGUCAUCGCCUAUGACCACACCCGAGUCCUCCUCACACCCGUGGACGGAGUCCCCGGCAGCGACUACAUCAACGCCAACUACGUGGAUGGCUACAGGAAGCAGAACGCCUACAUCGCCACGCAGGGACCGCUGCCCGAAACCCUUGGAGACUUCUGGAGGCUGGUGUGGGAGCAGCGCACCUCUACUAUUGUCAUGAUGACGCGCCUGGAGGAGAAGUCGCGGGUGAAGUGCGACCAGUACUGGCCCAGUCGUGGUACUGAAACCUACGGCAUGAUCCAGGUGACCAUGUUGGACACUGUGGAGUUGGCCACCUACAGCAUACGCACCUUUGCACUCUAUAAGAAUGGUUCCAGCGAGAGGAGGGAAGUGCGCCAGUUCCAGUUCAUGGCCUGGCCCGAUCACGGAGUCCCUGAGUAUUCCACCCCCACUCUGGCCUUCCUGCGCAGGGUUAAAGCCUGCAACCCCCCGGACGCCGGACCCAUGGUGGUCCACUGCAGCGCGGGGGUCGGGCGCACGGGUUGCUUCAUGGUGAUUGAUGCCAUGCUGGAGCGCAUGAAGCACGAGCAUUCGGUGGACGUGUAUGGACACGUCACCUGCAUGAGAGCCCAGAGGAACUACAUGGUCCAGACCGAGGACCAAUACGUCUUCAUUCACGAGGCCCUGCUGGAGGACGCCGUGUGCGGAAACACCGAGGUGGCCGCUCGGAACCUCUAUGCGCACAUACACAAGCUCAGCCACGUGCCUCCUGGGGAGACCGUCACCGCCAUGGAGCUGGAGUUUAAGAAGUUGGCCAACUCCAAAGCACAUACCUCACGUUUCAUCAGCGCCAACCUGCCGUGCAACAAAUUCAAGAACCGCCUGGUGAACAUCAUGCCUUUCGAGUCCAGCCGCGUCUGUCUGCAGCCCAUCAGAGGCGUGGAGGGCUCCGACUACAUCAACGCCAGCUUCAUCGACGGAUACAGACUGCAGAGAGCCUACAUCGCCACCCAGGGCCCCUUGGCCGAGACCACCGAGGACUUCUGGAGGAUGCUGUGGGAGCACAACUCCACCAUCGUCGUCAUGCUCACCAAACUGCGCGAGAUGGGACGGGAAAAGUGUCAUCAGUACUGGCCCGCUGAGCGUUCAGCACGCUACCAGUACUUUGUAGUGGAUCCCAUGGCCGAGUACAACAUGCCGCAAUACAUCCUAAGGGAGUUCAAAGUGACUGACGCCAGGGACGGCCAGUCGAGGACCAUCAGGCAGUUUCAGUUUAGCGACUGGCCCGAGCAGGGAGUUCCUAAAAACGGAGAAGGCUUCAUCGACUUCAUCGGACAAGUCCACAAAACUAAGGAGCAGUUUGGCCAAGACGGACCCAUCGCUGUGCACUGCAGUGCCGGUGUGGGACGCAGCGGCGUGUUCAUCACGCUCAGCAUCGUCCUGGAGAGGAUGAGGUAUGAGGGCGCCGUCGACGUCUUCCACACGGUCAAGACCCUGAGGACUCAGCGGCCCGCCAUGGUGCAGACAGAGGACCAGUAUCAGCUGUGCUACCGGGCCGCUCUGGAGUAUCUCGGAAGCUUUGACCACUAUGCAACAUAACGAGCACUCUUCUGCCAGCCAUGCCGACUACGCUGCGCCCACAAGCCGCUGCCCGCGAUUCUGGGCAGGAGGGACUGACUCCCAAAUCCUGGCGAACCCUUCCGGGCCCUCGUACACUCGUCGCCCCUUCGUUGAGCUUGUACAAAUAACUUUUGAUCACGUCUUAAUCUUUUCACUUUCUAUAAGCACUGCACAGGACAUGUCUUUUUCAACAUGCGUAUAUUAUGAUCAUGACUAUUAUUAUGAUGAAACUCACCUGCUGCUACUUUGUUUUUUCUAUCAUAGACAUGAUGAUACUCUAAUGUUACUUUUAUUGUUUUUUUGGUGGGGGGUGUCAUCACACUCUGAUGAUAGAGCACCACCUACGAAUGGAUCAAACACAAACGUUUUGGCUGGGAAAUGCUCAACGGGAUGUUGAGCCACAGCAAGUUUGAUUGCACUUCCUGUUAUUCGUAAGUGAGACAUGGCCUAGAGGACAAGAAACAAGUCCUGAGAUUUCAGGAUUUUAGAAAGCUAUAAUAAUAAAACAGAGGAUACUAAAUGACGUGUCACCUCAAAGUUGGGAAAUAUAAUUUGCGCGUCUUAGUGACUUUUCGUCGGGGCGGGAGGUCAAUGACAGCGCCUCAGUCAUCGAUGGAUGAGACAGGAUACAUUAAGUUCAAUAAAUCUCUAUAUAUUUUAUGUUGUUUCGCAUAUGUGAUCUCUCUAUUUUUAAAUAAAAAAUUAUACAAAUGAAA